This is a messenger RNA of Clonostachys rhizophaga, 786 nucleotides long. Lineage: Eukaryota; Fungi; Ascomycota; Sordariomycetes; Hypocreales; Bionectriaceae. The record is from the annotation of a GenBank genome assembly.
AUGGCCGACAUCACGGAUCAGCAUGACCAGACUUCACCAAAUGACCUUGCCGAGUCGCACUCGGUAGGCAAUGGCAAUGGCGGCGCUCAGGAGAGCCGCGGUAUCAAGCGCGCGAGGCCGGCGCCCGGCGACGACGACGACGACGAUGACGAGAAGGGAGGACGCGAGCGUCGCAAGAUUGAGAUCAAGUUUAUCAGCGACAAGUCUCGGCGUCACAUUACCUUUUCUAAACGCAAAGCUGGUAUCAUGAAGAAGGUCAGUCACGUCGACGAGACCGCGCUGGGCGUUUUUCCCGCACGAAUCUGCGUUGUCCCGCGCGGCUUCACGGGAAAACAGAGCCCAGCGUUGGCGGGAGCCCGUCGCGCAUACGAACUGUCCGUGUUGACGGGAACUCAAGUCCUGUUACUCGUCGUCUCAGAGACCGGUCUUGUCUACACUUUCACAACUCCCAAGCUUCAGCCACUGGUUACCAAGGCUGAGGGCAAAAACCUGAUCCAGGCGUGUCUGAACGCUCCCGAGCCGUCUGGAAACGAGAAUGGUGUAGACGCGGCCGACCAGGUUGAGUCUCCCGAAGAGUCUGCGAGCAACCAACACCUUCCUCCACAGGGCAGUCGCCCUGGCAUGCCCCAGAACCCUCAUAUGCCACCUGGGUAUAACAUGCCUCCAAACAUCCCCAUGGACCCUCAACAAGCCAUGGCAUACCAGAGUUACGUGCAGAGAAAUCAGGGCUACGGCUCCGGCAUGCCCCAGCCUGGCAUGCCACCAAGCAGCCACCAUCAAUCAUGA